AUGUCCGUGGGGGGUCGCCCGCCGGUGCACUCCACGUUCUACCACGAUGCUCCUCGGCCAGUCACUCUGAAGUGCAGCUAUGGCGAUGAGGUUGAGCUCCUCGAGGACGUGCACGUGGUGAAAGCCACUCUAGGGUGCGACAAGAACAGGAGGCGCGAAAAGUCAGAGAACGUGAGGCAAGCCGUGCAGCAGCUGUACGACGCGGGCAUGCGCACCUUGCCCGCGAAGCUGCUCUCCGACGGCAGUGACCUCUCGUGCCGGUGCUGCCCCGACGGGCCCUGGCUGUCUGUGACCCUCGGCAGGGGGCCGGCGAGAUCGCCAAGGUCCCGCUCUGCCGAGCUCCCGCGCGCGGAGGCCUCUGGCAGGAAGCGCGGGCACGAGGAGCUGAACCCGCGCGACAAAGCAAAGCUUGAGCACGUACUGAAGGAGCACGGGCUCGACGUCACCGCACACCUGGUGCUCGUCGACGCCCUGGACGAAGCGAGCAGGCGGGCGACGAUGGCGCCCGGCAGGUACCAUCCACCAGACGCCUUCACCACACGGACCAUCGGGCAGGUGCACGAAGAUUUGAUGAGGUAUGGCAUCCUGAAGACGCCGCAAAGGACGCCGAAACAGCUGAAUCUCACCUGCCCAACAUCAGGCUGCCUACUCACGAUGCUGCAAUUCCUGAUGUCCAGAGGGAAGGAGUACAUCACAGGCAGCACUGACGACGAGAAGGAUCAGAACAAGAGGAGGUUUGAGAUGGAGCUUAAUUCAGUUUGCUUUUACCUGGACAUGCCGGAGGUGCUGAGCAAGUGGUGCGCGCUGCGCGGGCCAGGAGGUGGCAGCGGUCGCUCGCCGUGCUGCGUGCUGCUGCACGCUCAGGAGAUCGAUCCCCAGCACCUUAAGAAGUGGGCGAUCAUAGUGUGCAACCCGCUGGGCGAGCCCAGGCUUCUCAAUCUCCAGCCAGAGGUAUCUGAAGCCUUUAAGGUGCUGGAGAGGACAGGUGCGACCGUGACCUACGCCGACUCGUCGGAGGGCAUUCCUGCAGGCGACUACGAUGCCAUCUACGUCAUGGGCCACCUCAAUGUGAAGGGCAGCCCAAGCGCCGCAGCACUGCUGCCGAAGGGGCGCGCGCCGCCCAAGUUUGCCGUCUGCAACGGAUGUGCCUCGGAGCCGCUGGCGAUGGAACUCCACGAAGCCGGCGUGCGCUUCGUCGUGUGCUGGGAUGCGGAGGUGCCCGACGUCGUGGCCGCGACGUUUGGGAGGGAGCUGCUGAUGCGCCUUGCAAAUGUUGAUGGCCCAAUCGGUAAGUUCCAGAUCGGGGAGGCGUUCAAAUUCGCGAUCGGUCGGGUGCCCGAGCACGACCCGCCCGGCAAACCCGAGGCAGCCAAGCAGCCAUACGCCAGGGCUGUGCAGCAGCACGACGACGAGGCGUUGGCGCGUGCUCUACAGCACCAGGAGUACGAUCUGGCGCUGGUGCCAGAUGCUGCGGGCUCCGAGGUGGUGGCGCGCGCGCUGCAGCGGGAGUCCGACGAGGCUGCGGGGCGCGCGCUGGCGCAGGCGCUCGACGACGAGCUGGCGGCGGAUGUGACGCGGAGGGUGCAGGCGUUGCGGAUAGCUUUGCCGGUCGACCUUUUUGUCCUGGUCGCGGGCUGCCCUGUGGUCGGCAUGGCAGUGCAGAGGGCCAGCUGCCCGCCCGCCGCGGCGGCCCUCGAGCGCGCCGCGGCGGGCCUCAAGCGCGCCGCGGAGGCGCCGAUGUGGCGCGGCCUCGCAGCCGCCGCCCGCCGCCGCCUGCUCGCUGCGCCGCUGCACGCCUGCGCCGGCGCCGGCCACGUGCGCCUGGAGGCCACGCACGCCGAGAGGGCCGGGCUCACGCGGCCGAGGGCGGGGGCGGAUCUGUGGGCCGGGCUCAACGCCGACGGCGGCGUGGAGGCCGUCGAGAAGAGCCGAGGCGAGCACCGCGUAGAGGAGCUGGGGAAGCCCGUGCACAUCAGCUGCUGCCCCACGGGCACCGUCGACUUCGCGGCCGAGGGCUGCGGCGGCGGUGCGGACCCCAUCGCGGCGACGGUGACCGCCCUGUCCAGGGCGAUCUCGACGCACCCUCCCCGGUUCCUGAUCCUCAGCGGCAGCCUGCGCAAGGAGUCCUACUCCCGGAAGGCGGCGGUGGAGGUCGGCAGGAUCCUGGCGGCGUACGGGGCGGAGGUGAAGCUCUUCGACCCGGAGGGGCUCCCGCUCUUCUCUCUGGACCUGAAGGCCGACCACCCGAAGGUGAAGGAGUUGCGGCAGCUGACGCGGUGGUGCGAGGGCAUGGUGUGGAUCUCGCCGGAGAUCCACGGAAAUUACUCGGCGGUCUUCAAGAACCAGGUCGACUGGAUGCCGCUCAGCGAGGGCGCCAUUCGCCCUACGCAGGGCAAGACGGUCGCCGUGAUGCAGGUCGAGGCCGGCUCCCAGAGCUUCAACACGGUCAACAAUUUGCGGACCCUCGGCAGGUGGAUGCGCUGCGUAGUGAUACCCAACCAGGGUAGUAUUCCGCAGGCUUACAAAGAGUUCGGAGAGGACGGCACCCUCAAGGAUUCGGCGCUGCGCGACCGGGUCGUCGACGUCGUGGACGAGCUGUUCAAGUACACUUUGUUGCUGCGGGACCAGCAGCCCUACCUCGUCGCACGCUACAGCGAGAAGAAGGCCCUCGCAAAAAAGCACCUGGAGCAGACGAAGAGGGCGUCGGACGUCGGCACCCUGCGCUCCCUGGACAGCCCCGUGGUCAUCGACGUGCGCUCCUCCAGAGAGGUCGCGGAGAUGAAGGGGGGCCCGGCGGUGGCCGGGAGCGUCCACGUGCCCCUCAACGUGGACAACAACCCGCAGACCGUCCACGAGACCACCGCGGAAGAGUUCCAGAAGAAGCUGGAGAGGGCGGGAGUUCUGCCAGCGGCCAGCAAGAGCGCUGCGUUCAUCACCCACUGCUCAGAGGACACCGACCGGUACUUCGGCCGCGGGGCGCGCGCCGCGGCGCUGCUCCGGGACCUGGGAUACCCCAAUGCCCACAACGGCGGCAGCGCCGACAUGGUCCGGGCGGCUCUUGGUUGA
This is a messenger RNA of Prorocentrum cordatum, 3066 nucleotides long. NCBI's taxonomy places the organism in Eukaryota, Dinophyceae, Prorocentrales, Prorocentraceae. The record is from the annotation of a GenBank genome assembly.